Messenger RNA from Paramecium tetraurelia, 2616 nucleotides. RefSeq lists its product as uncharacterized. The transcript has 7 exons. Lineage: Eukaryota; Ciliophora; Oligohymenophorea; Peniculida; Parameciidae. The record is from RefSeq and is a predicted model, not a curated record.
AUGUAAGAUUAAGAAAUUCUGAAAAAUGAAAACAAACCUUUCAUUCCUCAAUAACCAAAACCAAUUAAUCGGACUGUUCUUCAAUCAUUACUCCAUGAGACUAAGAAACUAGUAAAAUUAUCACUAUCCUCUAGAGAAUAUCAAGAUUAUUGCAAUGUUAAAGGAGCUUGUGGAUAAACUAUUCCACUUAUCCUCAUUCUACCAAUCAGUCUUGCUAUAGGUACGUCUUAACUGAUGUUGCUAUUUUUUUAAAAUAUUCAAGACGGACCUGUAUUGCCUGCCUUGAUUUAAUUUCUUUUAUUAUAAGCUGCCCAAACUUUGAUACUGUAUAUGAUUCUUAAAGCCUGUGAAGUUAUUCCCAAAAAAAUUGAAAAUCCUUUAUUAUUUGGCAGGAUAACAUCUUACAUUUUCACCUGUUUAAGCAUUGCUGAGGGAACAUUACUAAUUGAAAGAAUAACAAAUUUCAACGAAUUGUCAUAAUCUUAUUUUUGGACUAUUAUUGGAUUAAUAAUUUGGUAAAAGAUAAUACAAUUAUUUAUUUAUGAUUAUAAACUUAGAAUAGGCUUAAUAAUAUUUUUGUAUAUCUAUUAUGUAUUUAGAGUUGAUAGCGAUUUAUUCAUUAGAGAUAUAAUAAAAGUAAUAGCUUACAUAUUAUUGGAAAUUAUUUUCAUUAUCGAUUCUGAAUUAAAGAAUUACUCUCAAUAUUAAUUCGAAAAUAAUAUGUAAUUUAGAAAUAACAAAGAAGAAGUUCAAUUCAUGAUUCCAUAAGUCCACAUGCAGACACAACAAUAGAUUUUGGAAUUAAUUACUAAUCAAUUUCCCAUCAUUCUAUUUGAUUAGACUAAAGAAUUAAUUCAUAUCUCAGGAAUAGGAUUAAAAUAAUUGUAAUUGGAAGAAGAUUAAAACAUCGAUUUGAUAUCAGCAGAGGUCAAAAUAAGAAAGAUGGAGGUCUUAAAAUUAUUCUCAACAAAUUAAUCUAACAAAGAUAAUUUAGUUUAAUUGAAAAGAUUGGCUAAAUUUGGAUCUACUUGUGGAACUAAUGAAAAAGGAGAGUUAUUGCAUUCCCUUCUAAAUGGACCAGCUCUUUAGCAGUUGCGUAUAUUGAGAUAGCCACAAGAAAAUCAAAGAGUCAUUCAUUACAAUCCAGAUGGUAUUUUAGAGUAAUUACUUAAUAAUUUAAUAAAUGAAUAAUAGACUGAAUACAAAGGAAUAUCUAAAUUUAAUCUACCAAAAAAUCAAUGCAAAUACUUUUAAUUUACUUUAAUUAAAGUACCCAAGGGAGAUAACUUUUAGAUUUUCUUAAUUUUAGAAGAUAUAACUUAAUUAUAUCAAGAUAUCAAUUUGAACUAGAAAAAUGAAGAUGAUGACCUUCCAAUUAUGUGUCAAGAAUUCAGAUAAAUGUUGUUCUGCUAAUAAUAAUUUUAAAUUCCUCUCAAAUUGCUCAACAUUGAAAUCAAAAAUACACUCAGGUGUUCCAAAACUUAAUAUUUACAAGAGGAAUUAUUUGAUGCAGACAACUUAAUUAAAUAAUUAUAAGAAAAGUAUCAGAACCAAAUUAAUCCUAAUAUUAAAUUAUAAUUCUUAAAUAACCUAAAAUAACAUACUGGGGAAUUUAAAACAGAUCAAUUGAGAUUAACAUAAAUUAUGUAAAUUCUACUGGAUAAUAGCAUUAAAAAUACUAAAGAAGGAUUUAUAAAGAUAAUUAUUGAAGAUGAUUUUAGAUAGAAUUGUAUCUAAAUAGUAGUUGAAGAUACUGGUAAAGGAAUUAAUUUGGAUAUCUUCUAAGAAGAAUUUAAUGUUAAUUCAAUCCGAUCCUUGCAAAUAGUUAAUUACAUAACUAAGAUUUUAGGUCCUGUAUUUCAAUGCAAGAAAAUAACAGGCCAGCUUGCUAAUAAAGGAUUAAGAAUUAAGUCCUUACAGGAUUGUGGUACAAGAAUAUCUUUUUCAAUCAGAAAUCUAGCUUUAGAUGAGUUUAGUACUCAGUUCAUAAUAGAUGAAGAAAUAACUCAAGACGAAAUGGACGUUGAUGUUGAAGAGAAUGAAAUCAUGGAGAGGUACAUAAGAGAUGAUGAUCAAAUAUAACAUUUAUAAAGACUUAAUAAAGGAUUGAGAUCAUUAAUUAUUAAUAGAUAAUAAACUCAAAAGAUUGCUAAGCCAAUAGAUAUCAACACUAACAAAAAAUAAACUAAAUUAGUUGGCAUGAUGAAACUAUAGGAGUUGGGGAGAUUCAAGAAUAUUUAAAAAUAGAAUGAAUCUUGUUAAUGUAGUUACAAAUUAAUUAUCAAUUCAAAUUAAGAAUUUGAAAGAGUCAUCAAAUAACAUACAUAGGACAAUGUUUCAUUUAUUAAUGAACAAGAUUCAUACAAACAUAUUAGUUUAAGAUUAAGAGAUAAAGUUUGUUAGAAUAAUUCUUGUUAAUAUUUUAAAAAUAUCAUUGUCAAUUGUCACAACACUAAUUUCAAUUAUAGAGAAUUAAUAACAAAGAUUCUUGGAAUCAAUAAUAAUUUUAAAAUUAUUAUUUUAAUAUAUAAUUCCUAUGGGGAAAUGGACACAUUAGGAAAUUGCUUCAUGAUGCCAAUUCAAUUGGAUAUGUUACUAUAAUACUUAUAAAGUUGA